Messenger RNA from Dentiscutata erythropus, 450 nucleotides. The record is from the annotation of a GenBank genome assembly. NCBI's taxonomy places the organism in Eukaryota, Fungi, Glomeromycota, Glomeromycetes, Diversisporales, Gigasporaceae.
AUGAGAAAGCGAGUAGUUGAUAUGGUUAAUAACAAAUAUUUAUCUAUCACUCAAGUUUCUCAAUGCCUUCGCCUUGCAUCUUCCAUGGUUAAAAGUAUUGUAAAUCGCUUUGAUGAAGAGGAUCAAAUUGUUCUUAAACCACGUGGUGGUGACAGAAGAUCCAAACUAAAUUCUGAGCAUAGAAUUUUUUUAAAAACACAAAUGGAAAUAAAUCCAAGUAUCAUGAUUAAUGAAUUGCAUCAAAAUCUUCUUGAACGAUUUUCUGAUUUACAACAAAGAAUUAAUCUGUAUCAUGAUAUUAUUUAUAUUGAUGAGUCUGGUUUUAAUCUUCAUUUAUUACAUUCACGAGAACGUGCACCUCGUGAACAACGUGCUAUUAAGGAAGUUCCUAAGCAACAUGGAAAAAAUAUCACUAUUAUUGCAGCUAUAGACGGGAAUGGCAUUGUUAAA